CACAGCAGCCACAGCUGACGGAUGUAAACAAAUGCUCCUAACGGCGUGUCCGUAACCAUCAUAUUGGAAUUUUCCCGAAAUUUCUGGAAAUCCCAAUGGACAAGUAUUUGGUGAUCACUCCCAAGAGAAAGAUGACUGAUGAUAUUACAGAGAAUUUUGACAUGAAUGGUGAUAUAAAGAAAUCCAAAGGAAAUCACAUCCGUAGUGAGCGGUUUGAGAUAACGGAGGUCAAUGGCGACUUGUUUUCGUGUUCGGAAACCACAUCUUUAGCCCAUUGUAUCUCCCAAGAUGUUCGCAUGGGGAAAGGAAUUGCCACUCUAUUCAAGUCCAAAUUUGGUGGUGUGCAAGAACUCCUUGAUCAAGGCUGUAAAUCAGGAGAUGUAGCAGUUUUGAAACGGUCCCAAAGAUUUGUUUAUUAUUUAGUAACAAAGGAACGUUACUGGCACAAACCUACCUACCUGAGUAUGAGGUCCUCCCUACAGGCAAUGAAACGCCAUGCCCUACAACAUAAUGUUUCAGCAAUUGCAAUGCCUCGUAUUGGUUGUGGUCUUGAUGGUUUAGUUUGGGACCGAGUCCGAGAGAUCCUCACUGAUGUUUUUAAAGAUACGGAUAUCAAAUUGAGUGUCUAUUAUAUCUGAUCUAUACAUAUUUAUUAGGUGUGUAAAGAUAAUUUUGAGUGAAAAGGAAUGAAUUAACAAGUGAAUGUAUAUCAGAAGAGUGCAUAUGCAAAGUGUGUAUGCUAGUAGUAUGCUUAUUUUGAAGUUGUGCAUAUCCUUGUGUGAUUAUUGUAAGGCCCAAUAGUAUUGUCAUUCGAGAUAAUGCUAAAGGAACUACAAAUAAUGAGAACUUUGAGUUUAAGUCAUGAAGAAUAUUCAUUGCAAGAGAUGAUCUGGGGAAACAGAAGCUUUAAUUGUCUUAAAGCAGUGAUGGUUGUUACAGUAGCCAUUACUGGUUUAUAAAGUAAGGUGUUUGUGACAACAACUUUUGGUACAGGCAGCUAUGCAGGAUUUUAUUGGGCAUUAUGACCAUUGGAAAAAUUGUUGAGUCAUUUCAGUGGUGUGUAGUUGUUGGUACUUGAGGAGAAGUGCUCUCCUUGUAGGUAAGGCCUUUGGCAGUGGCAUUAGUGACACCAGAAUAAUAAUUUUGUAAAUAUGUAUUUGUAAGAGAACUCAGAAAGUAUUUACAGAGAGCUUGGUGUAUUGGUUAGCAGUGUGUGAUAGAUUUUGCUGACUUUAUGAGCAUUAGGAAAUUUUAGCAUCUUUUUGUAAUUUAUGUUUUUUUUUUUUUUUUUUUUCUUUUGUAAUUUUGAAAUUCAUUACUAGUGUGUUCUCCUGAAAGUCUUGAAAGGCUGUGUUGUGCUCUAGGGUCUGUAAGGAAUUGCCAGGGUUUGUUUAUACUCGAGUCCAGUGAUAAGGACUUACUUUUGGUAUAGGGCCCUGAUCAUUCUGUGUCAGUCUCUGUAAAUUUUUAUUCAUAGGAUAUAUUCAUAAUUUUGCAGAUAAUAAUGAUAAUAAUAAUAAUAAUGAUAAUCUAAUAAUAAUAAUAAUAUUGAUGAUGAUAAUGACGAUGAUGAUUAUCAUAAUGGAAAGAAAAGACAUUUUACAAGCUAUAGUCAGCUAAUUUAAAGUAUAUUUCAACAAUGUUUAACUAGCAAAACUACUGUAAUAUACUUCCUUAUUCUUAUUCCCAGCUUUGGCCUACCCUCUUUCUGUAUAAUAUCAUAUUGUGUAGUUGGCAACUGCAGUGGUGGAGUUUAAAAGUAAGAAAAGCUCAUGAUGUGGAAGUUUAUUUGCAUUGCUUGAUUGAUAACAUUAAUUGCACCUAUUGGAACACAUCUGGAAACCCUGUGACAUGUAUUUAUUAUGCAUUUGUUUAUUGUAAGCCAUUAUCAUUAGACUCAAGCUGUAUUUUCCUUGGAAGAAACUAAAGAUAUAUUUAGCUCAGUUCAUGCUGGUUUGAGCAAUGUGAACUUAAUGUCCUUAAUUAUUGUUUGAUCAUGAUCAGAAGUAAAUGUUAUUUUUGUAGCAAUAUUAAACAUUGCCUAUUAUGUUGAUUUACUCUGUUGUCUUGUGAUUUAGAGUAAUAGCUGUAACAAUAUUCCCAUUGAAGAAGUGCCUUUAGGAUCUUUCUCCUCCCAGCAUUAUUUUCAUGGAGGCCAUUGUAUUGAAUCUUUUUCCUCCCUGUAUUAGUUUCAUGAAACCCAUUUUAUUAUUGUUUUGAAUAGAAGUAUACGUUAACAAUUGCUUUUGUCAUACUAGUACAUAUAAUUUGGAGAUUCCUUUCCAUUUAGAUGAACUGUUUUUCAGAUAUUGCAUAUAUGUUCCAUGUAGUGCAUGUAGAAUGGCUUUCUCUUGUGGAUUUUGUUGAUUUCCAUGAAAGUGUGCUUAGUUUCUUAUUCUCUGAUUUGACUCCAGAUAAACUGAAUCUUGUCUGAUUAUGGUUAUUCUGAGAAAGAUUUCAAGGAUUGUGAAUUUCCCAUAUCAUUUUAUUAAUAUGGGGGUUGGUAGCAGCUGUCAAGAAUAAAAUUUUUUUUAAAUAUCUUUAUGAAGAACAAAUACUCUAUAUUACGUUGCAAGUACUUUUUUUUAGCUGAUUUUGUCUUGAGUUAAAACUUUGAUUCUGAAUCAGAAGCAGCAAGCACUAUUGAGAUUGCAGGCAAGGGUCCCCUCUAUGUGUAUUCCCACCUCUCUCGUUUGUCUGGUGCUCUUCUUCAUGCUACAUUAAACUUAACUUAUUUCCUUAUCAUUGGCCAUUUUUUUCUGAUUUUGCAUGUGAAAUGAAAAGUACUUAUUCAAGAAGUAAGGGGAAGAUUUUGAGGUUUUGGAAUCUCUGAUUUUGGAUUUUUAUCCAAGAGAUCAGUCAUUCUUUAUGCCUGGUUCUCCUGUCCAUCCAAAAUUAGUCUUAUCAUAACAGGUACCUAAGAUGUUGACAAUUUGAGUGUUGAUUGCAUAGGCUAUGGCAAGGUGGUCAGAUGUGAGAAACAAGACAGGCUCCUGAAACUGAAUAAUGAUAUUCACAACAGUGGCAUAAGUUCACCAUUCUUGCUCACAGAGGACAUUCGCAGCUUCAACCAGAGAAAUGACAGGGAAACCUGUUGGCAGAACCCCAAAGGAGGAAAAGAAAUAUUUCACCUUUCUUUUUCUAAGUAUACAAAGUCAAAGAAAAGGCAUGAUCGAGAGGUAAUGAAAAUAGUGACUGGCACCCAAAGCAUCACAAGUGUGGCUGGCAGAAAUUGAGUGGCCAUAAUAGAAGUGGGUUAAUCUUUGGUCAGUUACAACAGACCCACAUAGAGCAGUAUCAGUCAAGACCAAUAUGAAAAACCUGGAAGUGGACCAACAAACUGAAGUAUAGUUACGAAGCCCUACUAGUUUGAACCAGCCACUCACAGUCAAAAGUGAUCCAUUUAUUAUAAAUACAAUUGCAGCUCAGGGCAGGGAUGCCCCGUUCAUUCAAUAACUGCCAAAGACUAAGUCAUUCAAUUAUCAGUCAUCAAAUGGAGCUAGGGGAAGACUUAUUUGUUAGCAAGACUGGAUCUAAGGAUAGACAAACAAGGACCCUGUCGAACUACAAAGUUAACUGCAGGUAUUGAUAAGGAAUUGUUUAAACUUUUACCCAGAUCAUGAGAGGCAAAACCAACUGCCAAUAUCAUUAGACACAUCCAGGUAGAUUCUACCCUUGAGGGAAAUGUUAAAGAAUUCCAGGAGUAGCAUUGAUUCCUUGUUUUCUCUGCAUUUGUUGAUGCACUCAUCAGGAAACAGAUUUAGGAGUCCAAGAAGAGCCCGCAAAUCAUUUAAAGAUUUGAGAUGUAAGGUUGUUUUUCCUGGUUAUUAGAGGCUUCAUGUGGUUAAGAAACAAGACUUUCUAUGUAUUGAGUAGUCUGUUAUUUCCAUCACUCAUAGUGUUAAACUCCAGUCACUGAUAUUUGGACUAAAUCAUGGCCUGGCAAAUAGCUUCCAUUAUUGUCCAAUGUAUUUCAUUUUCAGGCAUUAAAGGAAUGAGGAUGCUGAUACUGCAGCCAAAGUUAUCAGCAAUUUUUAAUAUCUCUUAAACCUUUCAUCUAUCUAUAAUAAAUGGCAGAAUUUUUAGAGAAAUGAAUCUGGUCUUAAUUACUUAGAAUUGAACCAGCUUUUGGAUUGCAGCGUUCGUCACUCCAAAAAGAAGGCCAUGUUGAGGUAAUAUUAUGCUCUCUUUGACCCUUUCAGUCAACAUCUCUGGUGAUGGUCUGACUUUCCAUCAGCAGCAUGUAUUACUAUUAGAAACAAAUAUUUGAUAGACGUUUUGACAGAAUUUUAAUAACAUUCAGUUAAUUCAUGCAUUAAAUUUUUAAGAAGCUGCAAUGUAUUUAAAAAGUCUAAUAUGUUAACUCAUAGGUGUGGUUCAACAAUUAAUAAUAUCUGAUUUGCCUUAUUCCAAAAAGAAUUUUGAAUUCAUCAUGAAAUUUGAUUUGGAGGCUAUGCUACAUUCAGUGUCAGUAAUGUACAUUCUUAUGAAUCUAUAACUUCAGUGACAGUAUGUAAACAUCAGAUUGAGAUGAUUUGUAAAGAUAGUCAUUGACUGACCUUGUGAUGGUAUGUGUUUCCAGGAGAACUUGGAUACAUAUUUUAUUAAUACUUGCUUAUUAGUAAGAAAAUUAUUGAAAUUCCUUCUGGUCUUCAUUAGGUUCUGCUUGCACUUAAAAUUCAUUGCUAUCUGAAGAAGUUGAAUUUAUAUAUUAUUUAGAAGGACCAAAUAACUGAAUAUAUCAAUGCUGAAGUAUAUUUAUUUGUCUAGUUGCGUGGUACCAGGCCCAGAUGGGGCACCUUGGUUCAUUGGAAUAUAUGGUUGCACUUGUAUCACCUUGAGUUAUGAUUACCUUUUAGUCAUCCCCAUAGAAGUACAUAUUAGCUAGUAAAUCUGACAGAAGAUUGCCCGGUUAUAGCAUCAGAUGUUUUUAGUGCCUUCAUAACAACAGGACUGAUCUUCCACUUUAGGAAUCUUCCCACUCUGCUUUGCAAUAGAGAUGUUCAAUUUCUGGACUCAUUCAUUAAAGGCCAGGGAGCUUGUGUCUUGUAGCAGGUGACAAACAAUAAGACAAAAAAACAGCACAUCUCUCUGAUAUAGACUCUUAGCCUUCAAUCUCUGUUGGUUCUUAGGAGGAAGAUCUAGAAUAAGAUAUACUUGAACACUUCUUCAUUGGUAGCAUACUUUUGGACCCAGAAUGGCACUCAUUCUGGGACUUGGUGUCAACUGUCAGUCAAUCAGUUUGUGUGGGGGGAGGUUAGUGCCUUGUUUUGUUUUGAGCAGCGCAGGUAUUGGUUAACAAUUUGAGGAAAGAAAUGAGGUCUCACAGCCACAGGUUAGACAAAGACUUUUGGUGUUUCUAAGGUACAGCCAGGAAGAUUUUUGAGUUAACAGUCCUUGUUGGUAGCCACUCCUUUAAGUGUCUUUCCUUGGAAGAAAUUUUCCAUGCAAUUAUGCAUGUUGCUUUCUCCAAGGAUGUCAAUAUUCUUCAUCAUUAUGUCUGAAUUACAACUUUUAGAUUCUGUCACUCAGGCAAAAUGGUGUAGUACUUAUUUGCUGAGGUUUUAGAAUGCUUGUCUGGUCGGCACUACUCGCUAAAACAAAGUUUAGGAAGCUUAAAUUUAUUAGAUAAAAUGUAAACAUAAUUGUUAAUGAAGACAAAUCCUCCUGAAGAGCCCAGUGAGAGCUAAAUCAGUGAUCUGAUGAAAAUACUUAAUAAUUCUCCUUCUCUUGAAUGAAAGUUUACCAAUUGAUGGAUUUACAAGACUCGCACUGUUUAAAAAUGUCAUACGGGCCAAAAAUAGCCAUUAUGGAUAUGUCAUUUAUGUCUUGUUUUGCUUGAAGAUCCAGACUUAUGGCAGCUAGAAUCUUUUCACAUCACAUUUUACCAUCCAUCUCUUUGGCGUCUGUCACCGAAGGACAGGAUUGCUUGCACUGCCCUGUGAGAGCCAUCAACGUCAAUCUAUAGAGAACAAGUCAAGUAGUGGCUUUAUAUAGCACUUCGCCCUUGGGUCAAAGGAAAUAGAAACUUUAUAGAUUUAGUCUCAUUUUGAGCUUACAGUAGUUUCUUCAAACUUCCAUUGGUUUUGUUUGUCAAAUUAAAACUUGCUAUGAGAACCUAUAACUCCUUUUAAUCUGUAACACAUAGAUGGAACACAUUACUCAUUAUCAUUCUUAAAACAAAUGGUUGGACUUGCACUUGCUCAUAUAGGUUGUCACACAGCCCAUCGUUCCUUUAGGAGAAGAGAUGUAAACCCAUCAUUCCUGUCUCCAUGACUCAUUCAUUGGCUUGUUGAAAGAUGUGAUUUUGAGAUUUGGCUGAAGGUGGUUGUUCUUUUCCAGUUCUGAAAGACAUAACAGAUAAAAUGCCUUACUCUAUACCUUUUUGACUUCUUACAGUCCCCCAAGCACUCUGGUAGACCCUUUACUUGGGGAAUGCAUCUAUACCUCCAACUUUGAAUAUAUUAAUUAUGAAUGGGCUUGUGGUGAAGCUAAGUUAGGUUUAUGAAGUGAAAUUUGUUUCAAAUAAACCAUAAACCAUUGAAUUAUUUGAUAACUACUUUCCUCUCAGCCCCAUGAAUAUCACCAAAAAUUUAAUAAUGGCUGAUAAAUAAUGAACAGCUUCAAAAAGACUUCAUAUUUCAAAGACAGAUGGUUUGGAUAUGAUAUAAGGGGUGAAGAACAGUUAGUCAUGAAGAUAGUAAAUGCAAGGGUAGGAGGACAGAGCUCUAGGAAAUCAAGGAAAAAGUUCAUAGGUAAUUCCUAGAUGGAAUUUAGGCAGAAAGAACAAAACCAAAGAGAAUUGAGUGUUUUAUUCCACACUAAAACUUUAAAGGGGAAAGGUUGAUUUAAAAAUGUUAAUCAUAAUGAUGAAAUAAUGUAGGGAACAUCCUGUAAGAGCUGAGGAUUUAGUUUAUUGCCCCUCUUAAAUAGUUAUGUAGCUUUAGUAAAUGGGUUAGUUUGUAAAGUGUUACAUGCAGCUUAUUUAAAAUCUUUUUUUGUUUCAUAAAGACUUUUUAUAGCAUCCCUUCUACUUGACAGAUACAGAUACGAUGCUGACUAAGUAAAGUGAGUGGUGAGGCUUCUCCAAUUGAUGGAAGUCUCAUCUUCUCCAUGAAUUAUCAUUAUUAGCAGUUUGACCCUUAGUCUACUACUUUUGAUCAGCCAUACUGGCAUAAGUAAAAGUAAUAACAUUUUAUUUUUGAAAAGUGAAUGUUUUAAACAUCUUUUUCAUUAAAAUGAGAGGUCUGUGAGAAUUGUUUGGAAUAUGUGAACCAUUGUAUGGAUGUCAGUUAGGAAAGUAUUUUGUUGCAUAGGUAUGAUUUCUCUCUCUAACAAUUACCAGAUGUCAUUCAGGUGAAAAUUUUCAUUGAUAUUUUUGCAAUUGUUUUAUUUGGUAUUGCAUAACAAAGCUCUGUAUAUAACAAGAAGGAAAUCCUGCUAUGCUAAGUCAUAUGGUAUUUAUUACACAGGGAAGUUUGAACAACUUCUCUGCCUUCAUAGUAUUGAUGGUGGGCCAAUAAUGUAAGAUGAGUUAUAUCCUUAUAUAUUUUUGAGUGGUUACUAUAUCAAAAUUAAAGCAGAAUGGUAGGUAAAUGAAAGCAAAACUUAAAGAAAACUUUUUGUACACAGCAGUUGGCCAUUUUAACUACAACUCUAGUAUUAAGUAGGUACAGAGGGGGGGAAUAAUGUGUAAAAAAUGUUUUUAAGAUUUUCCGCAAUAAGAUAUGUAUUUGGUGGUUCCUUGAUAUCAUACAUUUGCCAGAUCAGACUGUCAUGUAAGUGUUUGUCCUCCAGCUUGUGUAGAAUGACCCAUGCAACUUGUUGCUUUGUGGAUGGGUAGCUUGAUGCAUUUUGAUUUGAUUUAUUGUCACAGAAUCCAUUUUCAGUUCAUUAUUUCCAUUCAGUUUCAAGGUACUGUACUGUAUAAUUAUAUUGACUUCCAAGUGUAGCUUGAAUGGAACUUCAUGUAUACGACUAAACAUUUGCUGUUUGUGGUGCAUUUGGUAUAUUGUGUAGUUGUGAUACUAAGUUUUUAGGUAGCACAAUUGCAUUUUUUGCAUCAUUCUGAAUACGCUGCUUGCAUUUCUAUACUGUGAUUAAAUAACUGAUGUGCUUUUCAUUUUUGAUCAUAAUCAAAUGCUGUUAACUAAUGACAAAGUCUAUAUUUUUUCAUGAAUAUUCUCCAAUAUGAGUCUCGUUUUAAAGAACUGGUAACGUGUAUUAGGUGUUGGUAGUUCAUGGAGUCUAUGGCCAAGUAUGAGGAUACCAAAUUAGAUAGUUUGUAUGAGGUCAUUUUGAUUUUAGUUUUUUAUUGUAAAUUGCAAAAUAGCAAAUGGGUUUGAUGUUCAUCUUAGGUAGUGAUACAUUUCCUUUUUUUUUUAUUGAGGCCAUUUUUAAAAACUACGAAAUUUUCAUUUUUAAAUAGAUUCCUGGCAAGCGAGCUCAUUUUUUAUAUUUCAUUAAAUGAAAUUGUAUUUUUUAAUUUUUUUAGUUUUAAACAUUUGAGUUUUGUGUUUAUUUUUUAUAUUCCUGUUAGUGAGAUUUCCAUUGCAUUCCAGAUUUAUAUGCUUUCAUUAAGCAGGGUUUUAGUUUUUAAAUUUUUUUGAUAAUUUGUAAAUUUUGUUAAGAACAGUGUAUAGUUUUCCCAUGUAUAAAUUUUACUUUACCAGUCACUUACCGUCAAUUUGGGAAGUCACUAAGAGAUAUGUGCUGUGCAGAGCUGGAAAUAAUUGAGAUGUUUGAAUUUUCAGUAGUUAACUUGUUAGGUUUUCUUCCAAGAGAAGGUUUUUGUUAUCGAGUUUGCGUUUGCAUUUUGUCCUUUCUCUUUUACUUUUUCAUAAUAUUUUAUUUUCAACCUUGGAUUUUCUCCUGUAAUUGUCAAAUUAAAAUCACUUUAUAGCCUGUCACCAAAAUUGAUAAGGCUGUAUCACAUGUCUUUUUAACCCAAUUUCCAGAUAGGUUUUUUUUUUAUUCCUCGGUAUGUCCAAUUUAAGUGCAGUAGUUACUGUUCCUUUUUAUGUUAAGUUCAUAAUUAGAGUUUCACUUAAAAUUUUUAUUUUGAGCAGUCUGUUGUUAUAACUUUUUCACAAAAGCUCUAACAAUACUUGAAUUAUUUUUGAUGCACUGCCAUUUUUCAAUUCCAGAUCUUAUUUUAAUUUAGUAUUAUUUCUUCAGAUAUCCUCAUUCUGGAUCCUAAGUUUUACUGAUGGUGUUUACAACUUGAGUGAUAUUUCCACAAUCCUCUCAUCCUGUAUUUUAUUCAUCAUGGUUGAAACAUUUUGUACUAGUUUUUCAUUGAUGAACCUCCCCAGUUUCUUUAAUUUACUCAGUGAUUUUUAUUCUGUUACAGUAAUCAUUUAGUUUUAUGUUAUUAAAAAUUUUUAAUAUGUAAUUAAUAACAUUGUAAAGUUGAAACUGCUCGUGCAUACUUCUUUCACACCAUUUUGUUGGAUCAUUAUUAUAAUAAUUGACAGCAUUUGGUUGUUUCCUAGCACUGUAUUCACAUAAAGGAAAGCCCUCACAUUUUAUAAUGCAUCAUCAUUCAGUGUGACCUAGUAGCUGAGUUAUACAUAGUCAUUCACUAAAGAUGAGUAAUUAACAUGCCUGUUAUGGGCCCUCCUCUUCAUUGGUAUCGUUUGUCAUUUUUACUCAAGCUACUGAUUAGUUGGUGAUCCUUCGAGCAUGUAACUUGGUGUCUGAUCAUGAUUUCAACCUUCUCAAGGUCAGUGUUCAAAAUCAAGUGCUUUAUCUGCAUCAGUGCAAUAUAAGAAGUAUUUCUUUGAUACACAAAUUAUUGAUGUAGGGUAUUGGAGAUGUCCAUAAACUUUCAAGUAUUUAUCUUGAGACUGUCUUUAUCGUUUGAAGGGCACUUGUUUGAUAUGGCCAGUGAUUGUGGAUAGGCAGGUUAGUUCCAUCAUCAUCAGUUUUCUCAUAGUAACUCCUCUCUUACACCUCGAACAGAGUGAAGGUUUGCUAUUCUAAACAAACCUUAGCAAAGUUCUACUUGAUGUUGAAUUUUGGCAAUAUUAAAUCCUAAUUCCCACAUAGACAGAUGUAUCUAAUAUUUCAGCAUGUUUGCCAAGCAUUUAAUUGAGAAAUGUCUUAACUCUUUGUACACCUGAACAAUUUAAGGGCAUGCUAGUCUGAAUAAAGUUUGCCCAUGAUAUUUGGCAAAAUCAGAUCCUAAGUCCCUUCAUAUAGAUAUAAAUGAUAUUUUAGUAUGUUGGGCAAGUAUAUCUUGGUGUGAGUAUGCCAUAAGUCUUUAUUAACCAUAUGAGAUUCUGAUGACGAUUGUAGUUGUCAUCCAUUUUUCAAAUUCUAAGAUUCUGAUGACGACUGUAGUCGUCAUUGAAAGUUAUAUAUAUUUUUUAAUAAAUUUGCCAUAAAUCAUAAAAAAUUUAUGAAUUUGCCAUAAAUCAUAAAAAUACUUUGUAACAAUGAAAUUUGAGUAAGCCAUGUAUGGUUGCUGGAAAAUGUUUAAAUAAGUGACGUACACUGUUAUUCUGCUUGGCAAAUAUACUCCACUCAAGUAUAUUUUACAUAUACAUAUACUUGUGGCUCAAAUAAUAAGAAAUAUCAUUGGAAGAACAUUUUAUUAAGAAAUGUUUAUAAAAACCAAAAUAUCUUUAAAAAUCAAUAUCAUUGGUAAAAGUUAGCCAAACACUGGGUAAACACAAAUUUGAUAUCUUUUUUUUUUUUUUCUCAUUGAUCAUUAAUUUUUUUUAAGUAAAGUUUUUCAUCAUGGCUAACUUUUACUAAUGAUAUUGAUUUUAAAAAUGUUUUUUCUUUUAUAAUCUGCUUUUAUAAACAAAUCUUGAUUAAGUGCAACUCUUCAACUUUAACAUGACACCAGAGCAAUCAACAAAAAUUACUAUUAAAUAUUUUUGCUCAGUGAAGGGUGUGUUCAACCCUCCAAAUCCUCAAAGGGAUAAAGUUACUGGUUUCCAUUACCAAAGUUUUAUAUAUAUACAUAGUUAGAACGCUUUUCCUAUGACUGAGUAAAGUUAAAGUGAGAGCUUUGUCUUUUUAUUUAGCAAAAUAUUAGAAUUUUUUUUUUCAUAAACAUAAUCCUUUUACAUUAGCGGGAGUGCUUCAGCUUGUCAGGGUCGGAGUGACAGGGAGUUGGUGUACUUCAGCUAUCAAGAUCAUCAGAUACCUUGUUAGUUUUGAGACCAAACAAGUCAUGAUUAAUAAUUUUUCAAGAAUGAGUCCAUUAUAUGGCAGGCUGGUCACUCUGCAAAUGAUGAUGUUUAAGCACAAAGAAAGGUGUGUAUUUGUAGAACCAAAUGCUAUUAAAGUUUGAGUUUGUGGAAGGUAGUUAUCUGUUUGUCUGGAUUAUUGGUAACAUUGCUUUUCUUUAUAUUAUUAAUCCCAAAUAUUUUUCCGGUUAUCAUAGUUAAUUUUUUUUGUAAAGAUCCAAUUUGCUAUUAAGUGCAUGUUUUAAUUCAAUGAAUGCCAAAAUAAUAGUUUAAUUUUAUACCAUCUACAAAGGAUUAUUUAACCAAAUGUUGAAUUUGCAUGCUGCCUCAGGGUUAGAUAUCUUCAGUUUGUUUGUAGACAUGUACUUUUUAAGUUCUAUUAUUAACACCUUAGUAUAUUUAAGCUAAUUACAACUAUGGACUUUUAUUUCUGCUUAUUUUGUUAGAAUUUUCCGUAUAAGUGCAUUUAAAAAAAAAUUAUGCUCAUUGUGUGUGUUAUAAUCUUAAAUGUCUUUUUUUUUAAUGAAAAUUUAAUUUUUGGUCAUUGUAUUCAGUUACUUGUUAAACUUUUAGAAAAAUGAGGUGGAAAGUCCUUUCACAAAGGAAUCAGAAUUACUAAAGUAGGUUAAACAUGUUAUAGCUUGGAUGAGGUAAUUGUGAAUGGGACUUGCAUUAUUAUUACUGUUACCCAUUAAUGUUACCAAAACUGAUCAAAGUACAGAAGUGAGUAGGCGCCUUUGGUGCUCUGCUACCUAAUUCUUCGCACAUUACGCUUACCAGUGAACAGUGGGCACAGAUGCCAGUCUCUGACAGUGGCGGGAAACUGCUAUUUGCAGUCUGUUGAAAGAGCUGUUAUUAGAAAUGAACUUAAUUUUGUACUGUUGGUCAUUGAAAGCUCAGUAAAGCAAAAACAGCAUCCUUUAAUAUAGUCCUGAAAAUGGGAGACUUGAAAUAAAUGGUUGGUAAUCAUAUAAAUCCAAACCCCACCUGAGAGUUUUGAUCUACCAAAUAAAAAGAUGCAUCAAUUGUUUUCUCUUGAGCAUUAUCAGUAGACUACACUGCAGUUUUCCGUUAGUCUUGAGAGCUGUUUAACAUGUCUUUUGAAGACAUGAAAUAUUAGCAAGUGACAAACCAAUACAGUACCUUCCUUUUAGAGAAGCUUGUAUGUGCAUAAACUUGUGUAAAUGUUUAUUUUUAAAACAAAUAUUGUAUGUAGAUUACAAGGAUUGUCUGAUAUUUAGAACCAAAUUGCAAAAUGAAUAUAUUUAGUGUGAAUAGCAAGUGUAUGGUUUGUUUGUCAAAUAACUUCUAGAAAACAAUCCUUUAGUGGCUGGUGACAUCAUGUUAUUUUGCUCUAACUGUAUUGAUAGAUGUUUUUAAGUGUUGUAAAAAAGUAAAUUUUACAUUCCAAAUUUAUUUUGAACUUUUAUUUUUUGGGAAAUUUACUGUGAUAUCAAAUGAUACCAUAAUCAAAUUAGAUUUCCAAUGGAUAAUGUAAUCAGGUGUAAGAAGUUUUUUAGAUUUACACAAUUGGAAAGAACUCAGUAAGGAUAGCUUCAGUAGAAUUUCUAAGAUCAGAAAAGUCAUAAUGUGGAAUUGUUUACUGUAAUAGAUAAUUACAGUAUACAGUAGUUUAUCAACAUAGUAGCCUGAAAGUAACUGUUUGAUAACAAUAUAUAAGCUUAUUUUAUAUAUUGGUGUUUUUAUUUUUUCCACUUCAUCUUUUUAAGAGAAUAGAUUUUCUUUAGACUAAUUAUAGUUUUGUAUAACAUCAUAUAUUUGUGAACCAUAUGUACAGUAAAUGAAGUGCCAAAUGUUGCUAUUUAUUGUCAAAAAGAGAAACAGAAACUUUUGAAAGAGUAAUAAAGUAUCUUUCUGAUGAUGCA
Messenger RNA from Macrobrachium nipponense, 13087 nucleotides. RefSeq names its product ADP-ribose glycohydrolase OARD1-like. The transcript has 5 exons. The record is from RefSeq and is a predicted model, not a curated record. NCBI's taxonomy places the organism in Eukaryota, Metazoa, Arthropoda, Malacostraca, Decapoda, Palaemonidae. The coding region runs from base 96 to 638 and encodes 180 amino acids. Gene Ontology annotation, biological process: peptidyl-glutamate ADP-deribosylation.